AUGGCGGAGAAUAAGGUAAAUUUUUUGAUUAAUGGACAAUCAAAAGUGCCUCCAGGUUUCAGAUUCCAUCCAACAGAAGAAGAACUUCUCCAUUACUAUCUCCGCAAGAAAGUUCACUCUCAAAAGAUAGAUCUUGAUAUCAUUCCUGAAGUAGAUCACAACAAGCUUGAGCCUUGGGAUAUUCAAGAGGAAUGUAGAAUCGUUUCGACACCACAGAACGAUUGGUACUUCUUCAGUCAUAAGGACAAGAAGUAUCCAACCGGGUCAAGAACAAACAGGGCAACAGUCGCCGGAUUUUGGAAAGCUACUGGACGUGAUAAGAUCAUAUACAGUUGUGUCCAGAGAAUAGGAUUGAGGAAGACCCUUGUGCUCUACAAAGGAAGAGCUCCUCAUGGUCAGAAAUCUGAUUGGAUCAUGCAUGAGUGUCGCCUCCACGAUGCUCCAACAACUGAUAGCUAUUCUGAUGUUGUAACUGAAGACCCAAUGAGCUAUGACGAAGAAGGUUGGGUGGUAUGUCGAGUCUUCAGGAAGAAGAACUAUCAAAAGAUCGACGAUUCUCCUAAAAUCACUCUAUCUUCUUCACUUGAUGACACUGACGAACACAGAAGGCCUACCACCUUUCACAACACUCUAAACGCCACCGUUUUUGACAAUGUUCUUCUAUGCAUGGACCGUGCCGGACCCAAUAUUUUCAUGCCAGAGAUCCAAACCAAAACUCAACAUCAGGAUAAUCUUUUAUUCAUGCAACUCCCAAGUCUUGAGACACCCAAAUCCGGAAACUUGGUCGACCAAAACUCAAAGCUUCCGAACCAACUGGAUUCCUCUAUAGAUCAAGAGAUGAUAACCGGUGGACUGGUUUGCAGUAAUUGGGCUAGUCUUGAUCGGUUAGUUGCGUGGCAAUUAAACAAUGGUCAUCAUACGAGUUUUGACGAGGAAGAAGAAGAUGGUGAUGCUAUGAUGCAUCGAUGGGAUAUUCAGUGGAAUAAUGAUAAUAAUGUCGAUCUUUGGAGCAGUUUCGCAGAAUCUUCUUCGUCUCAUUCGUCUUUAGACCCUCUUCUUCAUUUAUCUGUAUGA
Eruca vesicaria subsp. sativa (arugula) is the source of this 1074-nucleotide messenger RNA. Lineage: Eukaryota; Viridiplantae; Streptophyta; Magnoliopsida; Brassicales; Brassicaceae. The record is from the annotation of a GenBank genome assembly.